This is a messenger RNA of Cydia pomonella (codling moth), 3759 nucleotides long. RefSeq names its product zinc finger and BTB domain-containing protein 42. Gene Ontology annotation, molecular function: protein binding. Gene Ontology annotation, cellular component: nucleus. The record is from RefSeq and is a predicted model, not a curated record. Gene Ontology annotation, biological process: regulation of transcription by RNA polymerase II. Lineage: Eukaryota; Metazoa; Arthropoda; Insecta; Lepidoptera; Tortricidae. The transcript has 11 exons. The coding region runs from base 408 to 2003 and encodes 531 amino acids.
CAUUUUGCGCGUGAACAGGGUGGCUGCACGAGCUGGCGGCGGACGCGCGGGCCGCGGCCGACGCACCCCUCGCACACGGCGCAGGCGCGCGGCGCAGACCGACGCUCACCGGCAUGGAUCGAUGAGAUAAACGCGCAACCCCGCUCCAAAAAUCAAUACCCUUUCCAUCGAUUUUUACAGCCGCAGCCGCCGCACACUAGAUUUGAGGGUCGCACGCGGUGGUUGCGCGCAUUGUUUUAAUAUAUUUCUUUAGUUUUAUAGUUUUCGUAGACGCGACCUAAUAAGGAUUUUAUUGUGUAUAUAAGAAAAUAUGAACAGUUAGUAAAUUCGUUAUCGUAACAGUUUUAAAAUAUCGAUUUUCCUAAUAUCCGGUUUUCACAAGAUGGAGUGGACGUGAUAUAACGACAAUGACGUCGACGGACACGUAUCAGUUAAAAUGGCACUCGCACAGUUCACAUUUGAAUGGGUCCGUUGCGGCUUUGCUGCGCUCGGAACGGUUCACGGAUGUGGUGUUAUGCACGAUGGACGGGUCUCAGAUCCCGGCUCACAAGUUCAUCUUAAGUUCGUGCAGUGUAUACUUGAGCGGCUUGUUCGAGGGCCAGCGGCAUGUCACGCGGAUGGGCGGCAUGCUUUACGUCGUUCUGCCUUCGGAGAUAUCUACGAAGGCGCUCAAGAUUUUAGUGGAGUAUAUGUACAAAGGUGAAACAACAGUUUCAAAUGAAGUUCUAGAUACAGUAUUAAAAGCCGGGGAGGUCCUAAAAAUCCGUGGAUUAUGGCGGCAGACGGAUGAAGCUGGGGACCCUCCAGCAGAGAAGACAACCACACAAGUAGCUAGCGUUAACAAACAGCCGGUGAAGAAACCGGAGGACUUACAGCCUAAGAUAGCAGUUAAGAAAGAUGAUAAACUACUUAAGACUUUUACACCAAUGCAGCAGCAAGGGGUCACAAGACCCAUGUUCAUUGGACCACCCAAGCUGGUGUUCAUCAAGACCACAGAGGGAGGCACGCAGGCGGCGUUACGGUCGGCCGGGCCUAAGGGCCAAACUAUACUGGUUGCACCCGCGCCAGCCCCGGACACUUCUACCACCUCGGCUACUACUACCACCACCUCCACUUCAAUAGCUAUAGCUUCGACGACGAUAGCGGACGACUCGCCGGACGAGGCGCCGGCGCCGCGCAUCCUGCGGCGGCACGCGGCCGAGCGCAAGUACGGCAAGCGGCACAAGCCCGGCGACGGCGACGACAAGGACGCCGGGGACACGGCCUCCAAAAAAUCAUCUGCCAGCAACAACGACCCAGACGUGUCUAUCAAGGAAGAGCCGGAAUGGGACGCUUCCAGCAUCGAAGAGGAGGAACGAUCGAUCGCCGAAAUGUUCCAGCAAGAAAUGAGCGUCAAACAAGAGCCUGAAGAUCUGGAUAUCGACGAGGAGGGAUUGGUGUACAGCCCGCUGGCGUGCGAGCUGUGCGCGGAGGUGUUCACGCUGCCGGCGGCCUGGGUGCGCCACGUGGAGGGCCACGCGCGCGCCGACCACACGCACGCGCGCAAGCGCAAGCAUCGCUCCGCGAGCGAUGAUACCGAAGAGACGAUGGCACUACUCCGCUGCGAUUUGUGCCAAAAACACUUCCCCAACCCCGCCGAGUGGGUACGCCACGUGCAGAGCACCCACACUGAAACAGAAUUGGCCAUAUCAAACAACAGUGCCCCACCAAAACGUCACAAUCGUUUCACAGAGGGCGCGCAAAACAAGACUUGCUCGCACUGCAAGAAAACCUUCCCGUCGCAUGCCUCCAUGCUAAUACACAUGAGGACACACACAGGUGAGCGUCCGUUCGUAUGCGGGCUGUGCAACAAAGGUUUCAACGUGAAGUCGAACCUGCUGCGGCACCUCCGCACGCUGCACGACCAGAUCAUCAGCCCCGCGCUCGUGGAGGGCGAGGCGGACGCGGACGACGAGCCCGAGGGCCCGAGCGAGGUAAUUGUGCAGGUGAAGCGCGAGUCCUGAGGCCGCGGGGGGGCGGGGCGGCGAGGCCGGCGCGCGGUGCUGCCGCGCAAGCAGAGCUACUCGCUGUUCCUCAAGCAGCGCGCCGUGCUGUUCUCCGCCAAGAAGUGGAAGCAGUAGCCGCCUGCCGCACGGGCCGCCGCCGCCGCCGGGCCGGUGGCAGGGUAACGCUUCAUUCACUCUUUGCGAAUUGCACGAAUUCGAAUGUGUGUGUGUGAUGUGACGACGAUAUGAAUAUUAAUGACUUCUUUGCGAAUAGAAAAAACUCAAUUUUAUUGAUGUUGAAAACCCAAUUAUAACCCAGCGCCUUGGGAUCGAAAAAGGUUUAUAGAAUAUAUCUAAACAUCAGCGCCGGCUGCGUUAAGCUUUGCGCGUUUAUCCUCACUAGAGAAAUUAGUUGUGAUCAACUUUUACAGUUGAGGCUUUCCUUAUGCUUCAUGUGCAGAAUUCAGACCUGGCAGAAUUUCUGUUGGAAUUUCAGAUAAAAAGCUUAUUAAAGCAUAAGGACCCUUAUGUAAUGGAAAGCCACAAUUUACAAAUCGAGUCAUUAAAGCUCGCGUGAUCAAUCAGAUUAAUGAAUCAGAAGAUAUCUAUAUAAGCAUGAUAUUCAUCUUGAUUAAGAUUGAGCUUUUACUAUUGCUUACUUUAAUGUUGAAACAAAUAUCGGCGUCACAUUCAGUACUAGGGUACAUAUUUGAAGUAUGUUGUCUAGUCAAGUUACCCAAUACCGGCCCGGACGAGACUUGCAUUUUGAUUUCUAUCUCUCUGAGUUUGUUAUCAAAAUUCGUAGCGUCGCGGUCAUCUGAACUACGCUCCGUUCCGCCCUCCUUAUGUUUACCAUUAUUUGUCUAAGAGUGUAUCGUUUCUUUAUUCCUAGUGUUAUGUGCCAUACACAGAUUUAGAUUCUAAAUUAAUAUUUCCUGUUCCUGAAAGCUUAUGAAGUUAGGAUAUUAUAUGAUGAAAAGUCGAAAAAAAAAUCCAACUGCAUUUUUUUGGGAACAGGAUAUUUAUAAUUAUUUUACAAUCUGUGUAUGCUUAUUGUACGACUUUGUAAGUUUAAUAUGGUCUAGUCACGUUGCCAUAGAGCUAUUUUGUGAUUCAAUAAUUCCGCCUUCGCUAGUAAAAUUCCCGUAAAAUUGAUUACUAUAAUAUCUUUGAUAUUUGGAAAUGAAAGAAAUACACAAUUAUUUGUCAAGCUUUUGAAACAUGGGUUCAUAAUAUCAUAAUUGUGCUUAAAUUUCAUCUAAAGAAAGGACGCUUAGCACGAAGAAUUUCGUACAUUGACCCGCCUGUUUCUAUCUCUAUCGCGUAAUAUUGUUGCCUCGCCCAUGCUACUGACGGUCAAUGACACUGUGCGAGCGGGACAGCAAUAUACUUACACGCGUGCGGUAAAGGUUGUGCGUACUUUCUUUAAUAACGAAUAUACGUUUGAAAAACUUUUCACUUAUGCAUGAACUUGUACAUUUUCCUUAAAAGUUCACAGAUUUUACCGCGUUGGCUAGUACAUAAAGACCAAAGGCAUUUGUGUAGAUGUAAUAUUAUUUAAAACUAAGGUUUAGAACCUACUAAAUUAUUAAAUAGACGUAAGUUUUACAUUCCAUUUGAGUUAGAAUGAUUUUAUUUUGUGAGCUUCUGUAAUAAGUAUGGAUUUAUUAUUCAUAUUUUAGAUUAAAUACUCAUGUGAAACAUGGACAUGAUUUGAGAUACUGUGUAGUAUUUGAUAUAUGAUGGAAUGUCAAUAUAAAUUUUCCUAUAAGUA